This is a messenger RNA of Mytilus californianus (California mussel), 1806 nucleotides long. Its product is annotated as ankyrin repeat domain-containing protein 50-like. Lineage: Eukaryota; Metazoa; Mollusca; Bivalvia; Mytilida; Mytilidae. The transcript has a single exon. Gene Ontology annotation, molecular function: protein binding. The coding region runs from base 1 to 1428 and encodes 475 amino acids. The record is from RefSeq and is a predicted model, not a curated record.
AUGAAUAUUCCAGAGUUUAGAGAGAAAUUUCUGCGUGGAAUAAAAACAAGGGAUAUUUCAGUACAAAGAAGAUUAGCACUGCUUUGUGACGUUAAAGGUGGGGCUACUGUACUACUACAGUGUUGUCAAUAUGAUUUUAUUCCAUUAAUUGAGUGGUGUUUUGACCAUGGUGUUGAUGUUAACCGGCAUAGAGAUGAUGAUGGGAGUCCAUUGAAUUUUGCAAUUCAACAGGGUCACACAAAAGUAGUAAAGGUAUUACUAGACAAAAAGGCAGACAUUAAUAAGUGUGAUAAAUAUGGAGGGUAUCCUUUGUUUAGGGCUUGUCAGAAUGAUAAUAAAGAGAUAGUAAAAAUUUUACUAGACAACAAGGCAGACAUCAAUGAGUGUAGAAAUAGUGUCACGACUCCUUUGACAGUUGCUUGUCAGAAUAAUCAUAUACAGACAGUAAGGUUAUUACUGGAUUACAAGGCUGACAUCAAUAAGUGUGAUGAUAAUGGAGCAUCUGCUCUGUAUAUGGCUUGUCAGAAUAAUCAUUUAGAGAUAGUGAAGUUAUUACUUGACAACAAGGCAGAGGUUAACAAGUGUGCAAAUGAUUUAUAUCCUUUACAUACUGCUUGUCAGGACAAUCUUACAGAGUUGGUUCAGAUAUUACUGACUAACAAGGCAGACAUUAAUCAGCGAAAUCGUAAAGGAGCGUCUCCUCUACAUAUUGCGUGUAACAAUGAUCAUAAAGAUAUAGUAGAGAUAUUACUGGCCGGAAAGGCAGACAUUAAUCAAAGUAAUAAUAAGGGAACAACUCCUUUGGUUAUUGCUUGUUGGGAUAAUUUAAAAGAUAUAGUUAUACUUUUACUGAACAACAAGGCAGACAUUAAUAAGAGUGAUCACACUGGAUCAUCUCCUUUACAUUUUGCGUGUUACUUUAAUCAUAUAGAGAUUGUAAAGGUAUUACUGGACAAAAAGGCAGACAUUAAUAAAUGUGAAAAGCAUGGGUCAUCUCCUUUGUAUAUUGCGUGUCAGAAUAAUCAUAUAGAAUUAGUAAAGAUUUUAAUAGACAACAAAGCAGAUAUUAAUAAGUGUAUAGUUGAUGGAGCAUCUCCUUUGUUUACGUCUUGUCGUUUAAAUCAUAAAGAGAUAGUAGAGGUACUACUUGACAACAAGGCAGACAUUAAUAAGUGUACAGGUGAUGGAACGUCUCCUUUGUUUAUUGCUUGUCAGCAAAAUCAUAUAGAGAUAGUUAAGGUAUUACUGAACUACAAAGCAGAUAUUGAUAAUUGUAGAGAUAAUGGAAAAUCUUCUUUGUUCAUAGCUUGUAGGGAAAAUCAUAAAGACAUUGUUCAGAUUCUACUUGACAAUGGUUCUGAUAUUAAUCAUUGCACACAUUUAAAAGCAUCGCCGUGUUUUGUUGCAUUUAUGAGAAAUCAUGUUUAAAUAGUGAAAAUGUUGGAAGAAAAAGGAGUAGAUUGCAAUAGAGUGAUUACACUGUGUCGAAUCUUGGCAUGGAUCAUUAAUUUUAUACGUUCGACAAAUGAAUCAUACUAAUAGACUCUAAAUUAUAUUAUAGGUUUACGUUUUCUACAAAAUAUGAAAGUGAUAUUAAAAGAGACAAAUGAUAAUGGCAUAAGGAAGAAAUACAACAUUUUUUUGUUAAACCAUUACAUUAUUGAACGAUAUUAGGAGUGAUAUUCUAUUAAAAUGAGUGGCCAAAUUAGUCAUAUUCUGCUUUUAUGUUAAUAGCAGUGUUGCUGUAAUGAAUUGUCAAAGGUGUAUUAUUUUUCUAGUGAUACAUUGUAGCUGCUGUUCGUGACG